Molecule: messenger RNA, 943 nt
Organism: Colletotrichum destructivum
Lineage: Eukaryota; Fungi; Ascomycota; Sordariomycetes; Glomerellales; Glomerellaceae
Exons: 5
Coding region: 101-943 (280 amino acids)
Source: RefSeq, a predicted model, not a curated record
GUUGCUUCGCCUAUUCAGCUACUGCCUUACCGACAGUCUCACUGCAGACGGUAAUAUCAUGGUGACACUCCCUCAAUGACCAUCUCCUGCGUCAGCGCGUAUGAUGUACCUGCUCUACAAGACGAUAGCUAGAGCGACAAUACCGCCGUUACCUAUAUUGUCGCCCGAUGCUGAUCUUUCCGACGAUGCCGACAACCACAGCAUAGGUGCCGUCAUUGUGGCAUCUGUGGUGCCAAUCACGAUCAUUUCCACGCUCUUCGCCUUCGCGCGACUUUUUGUCAAGGGAUGGAUCCAACGACGAAUUCAGUACGAUGAUGGAAUUCUCUUGCUGGCCGUGGCUUCGGGCUGGACUGCGACGGGAACCACGCUCAAGGCUGUGGCUCUGGGGAAUGGCAAGCACGUUGCCACCCUCACCGACGAGCAAAAAGAAGAAGCCCUUAGAUGGACAGCGAUGGCCUUUGCCUUUGGGAUUGUCGCCCUGGCACUACCGAAGCUUGCCAUCGUGGCCCUGAUAAACCGAAUCCUCAACCCGAAACGGCUUCACCGCUUCUUCCUCUGGUCGCUAGUGUUGCUGUGUGCCGUCGGGCUGUUGGGAAACGUUGUCGGUCUUUUCGCGCAGUGUCCACAAGAAGCAGUAGUGCAAAUCACAUUUACAAGGACGGCAUGCCUUGGCCCGGAAAGGGCGGUUGCCUAUUCGAUAUCUACCAGUGUUUCCCCCACAACAGCAAUCUCAGCUGCUACGAACGGAUACCUUGCCGUUUAUGUUGCGUUUUCCGUUCGGAGGCUGAAGAUCACACGGAGGAAGAGAGUGGCGUUAGCGAUCUCAUUGGUACUGGGUCUGCUGGCACUAUUCACCGCCCUUUUCAAAUGUACGAGACUGAAGUCUCUGGGAAGCCCUGAUUUCACUUACGACUCUGCAGAUCUCGUCAUUUGGACAAGGUAA